This is a messenger RNA of Choloepus didactylus (southern two-toed sloth), 2767 nucleotides long. It is a transcript of the gene C2H1orf162, whose product is annotated as chromosome 2 C1orf162 homolog. The record is from RefSeq and is a predicted model, not a curated record. NCBI's taxonomy places the organism in Eukaryota, Metazoa, Chordata, Mammalia, Pilosa, Megalonychidae. The transcript is spliced from 6 exons. Bases 1976 to 2380 code for a protein of 134 amino acids.
GGAGGUGGGUGAAAAGUUCACUCUCAGACAAUUGAAUCUCAUGACGUGACUUUUUCUUGAAAGGGGGAAGGGUAGCAUUUGAAUGGCUGCAUUUAGUUGGUGGAUUUUAUGGCAGUGAGUAAGAUUUUCCAGUGCUGGAUGGAACAUGAAAAAGUAUAUAUAGUACCGUUUCUAUUUUAAUUUAUGCUUCUGUCAAAUGUUUUGGAUUGUUGUCUUCGAAAGGAAAUGUGUUUCCUGCUUUUCUUGGCCUGAAUCUGUAAGUAGCUAUUUCCCUGUGACACUGUGUGACAAUUUUGUCUUUCCAGGAGGGAUGACCUAAGUUUUUAAAAGUGGCUAUGGUAAUGUUUCUUUGGGAUGGUUGUAAAUUCAGAGCCACUGAUGUGAAGGCUAGAAUUUUAGAGAAACCUAUGGUCCUCUCCUCUUCCACUUUCCCUGAGGUAGAGCCUAGUACAAGAUAUGACUCUAUUCAGUCAAAGACACAUUUCAUUAUUUAAGAAUGACUGUACCAGUACUUUAUGGUGUUCUGCAAAGAGUACUGUUGACUUAUAAACUAAGAAAUGCAGCAAAAAAAGUGCUAGAAAAAUCGUUACCACUGACAGUUCUGCUGUUGACUACAGCUUCCCUAUUCAUAGAGCUCAAACGUCUCACCAAAUUUCCUGCUUAGUACCCUUCUUAUCGCACUACAAUCUGUGAUCUAAAAAUGUUUUGUCAAUUGUAAGGUACUUUGUAAUGUUGCUGUUGUAACUGGUACAUGGGAAUGAGAUGUUCUUCUGCUAACCCUCACACAUGUCCAAGGGCUUGGAAAUUAACUUUUGGGAGCAGAACAAUAAAAGCAUGUAAUUGAUGACAUUUUUUGUCUGAAUAAAUUACCUUAAAAUACAGCAGAAAUAGCAGAGCCAAAAAUUUUAUUAUGUAUUUGCCUGAAUAUGAAGCUAAAAAUGGGGCCUUCAAAAAAUAAUCAGGGUUACAUACAAAGUUUUACACACAAAAAAAUGUUCAUUUCAUUGUUAUUUAUUUAAAUAAAAAUUGGAAACAGUUUAUGUCAAGAAGCAGGGAACUGGUUAAGCAUGUUAUAGUAUAUAGAUAAAACAGAAAGAUCUAUCACCAUUAACAAUAUUUAUAAAUGUUUUCAGUAGCAUGGGAGAUUGUUUACGAUAAAAUGCUUCAUGUAAAAGGAGGAUAUAACCUCUAACUUGAAGAAGUAUUUCAACUAGCUUUUUAAAAAAAUGCAUGGAAGUACAACUAAAAGGAAAUAUGCCAAAAUGUUAAAAGUGAGUAGUGGGAGUUUGGAUAUCCUACUUUUUUACAUAUAUAUUUUGGUACCAAAAAAAAAAUUGAAAGGGAAUAUAUAGAAGGCUUACCAAAACAAGUAAAAUCAUAGCCCAAACAAAGAUAUUGGCCUACUAGAAAAGACAACCUGUGAACUGAAUAGAGAUGUCUGACGGAGUCUAGAAGAAGGACCUCCAAAGGCAAGUUUGUCAAAGUGUAACCAAAUCAGCCAGGGAAAAGGGAGGUGGAUGCAUCACACCUAGAUGUUAAAAUCAUCCAUUCAUCUUCUCUCAUACUUACUUCAAUUCCAUGCUAACCAAGAAAAAUUAUAAUUAUAAUUUGGCUUCCUUUUGGAUGUUCUGACAGAUGGAACACACUGGUUAUACCAACGUGUUCCUUAUGCCAUUCCAGUUUAUGCAUCAGUCUCCUGUCAGCUUGGUUGUGGAAAUCAGUUCUGGAGACAUCGGUCAAUUCUUGGUUCUCUAACAAGAUCAGAUUUCUGGAGCUGCAAAGCUAAGGACCAGCUGCUGAACUGUGGUAACACCACCAUGUAGUCUGUGACCGCUGGCCUGAUUAGAACACCCAUGACUUACUAUUCUAAUUAUUGUUCUUAUAUUAAUAUCACAGUCUCAGAUUUGGCUCCUCAGCUGCUCCUCUUUUCCAAGUUUUCUAAGAGUUGCCUUUUUUAUUCUCAGGAGAAGGCAGCAUGGGAGGAAAUCCCUCCACACCUAAACCCACCACUGACACCCUCUUCUUCACGACAGCCCCACCGGCUACUGCCUCUACACCCUUCCUCACUAACUGCCCCACCAAAAACAGCAAAGGUCUUCUUCAUUUGAUUUUGGCCUUUUUUGCGGGGGUUCUCCUGACACUGCUGCUGAUGGGCCUUGUCUUCCUCAUCAUAAAGAGCUACAGAAAACGUCACUCCAGAUCUCCAGUCCUGGAUCCUUGCUCAGAUCCUCCAAACAAGCUUUCAGCCAUCCCGGAGGAGGCACUUACCUAUGCCAGCAUGACUUUCCAAAUCUCAGAAGAAAAAAGCAAUCGCUUGACUGCAAACUGUUCUGCAGACUUGGAUUCCACUGUCUAUACUCAAAUUAAAGUGGCAAACUAAGCCUCUCUUUCCAAAGGAACUUUAAUGCAGUUCCUCUCAUCUUGGCUCCAUCUUUGUACAUUGCUUUCCCUUUUUUUUUUUUUUUUUUUACAAAUUUUGGACCACAACCUGUGUGAACCUCCAAUCAAAGUUGUUUGGGUAUGAUCUGGCAAUAUUAUCAAGCAGGUUUGAAGACCACUAGUCAGUAUUUUUCCUGGCUAGAGAAAGGAUUACUGGCCCUCCCCCUUGGACCCUUGAGGGCUGAGACUGCCUCCCUCGUUCCAUUUCAAAGUGUGUGGUACAGAGCUCAGUGCACAGAAUAGUCACUCAGCAUUACUGAUCAACUUUGGAGAGCCAAUGAAAUGAACAGUCUUUCAAGAAUUUCAAAUAAAGGGGAACACUCUGCAA